Messenger RNA from Physeter macrocephalus (sperm whale), 1023 nucleotides. RefSeq names its product olfactory receptor 10T2-like. Gene Ontology annotation, cellular component: plasma membrane. The transcript is spliced from 2 exons. Bases 1 to 1023 code for a protein of 340 amino acids. Gene Ontology annotation, molecular function: olfactory receptor activity. NCBI's taxonomy places the organism in Eukaryota, Metazoa, Chordata, Mammalia, Artiodactyla, Physeteridae. The record is from RefSeq and is a predicted model, not a curated record. Gene Ontology annotation, biological process: detection of chemical stimulus involved in sensory perception of smell; G protein-coupled receptor signaling pathway.
AUGGCGCAUAAAUCAGGACUCACCUCUUCACCGCCUCCACCCAUCCUCGUCUCAGAGUCGGUUCCUGAGAAGCAGUGGGAAAAUGCCACCUGGCUGGUGACGGAGUUCAUGGUGGUGGGUUUCUCCACCUUCCCAGGCCUGAGGAUCACCCUCUUUGCACUGUUCUUCCUCACAUACUUGGUUACCCUGAGUGGCAAUGUCACCAUCAUCACCAUCACACAUGCGGAUCGGACCCUUCACACUCCCAUGUACCGCUUCCUGGCCGCGCUGUCCCUCUCUGAGACCUGCUACACGCUGGUCACCAUCCCCAAUAUGCUGGCUCAUCUGCUCAUGAAGAGUGGAGCUAUCUCCAUCCCUGGCUAUUGGGCUCAGAUGUUCUUCUUCCUGGGCCUGGGAUGCAGCUGUUGCUUCCUCCGUACCCUGAUGGGUUACUACCGCUACGUUGCCAUCUGUCAUCCCCUGCGUUAUUGGGUGAUCAUGAGACCCACAGUUUGCCUCUACCUGGGAGCCCUGGUUUUCUGCUUCGGGUCCUCGGUGGCCUUGAUCGAGGCCAGCCUGAUCUUCUCCUCGCCCUUCUGCCACAGCGACAGCGUGGAGCACUUCUUCUGCGACAUCACCCCGGUCCUGAAGCUCAGCUGCGCGGGGAGUGCCAGCAAAGCGCUGGCCAUCUUCUUCCUGAGUAUCUUCGUGGUGCUGGUCUCCUUCCUACUCAUCCUCCUCUCCUACACCUUCACUGUGGCCGCCCUCCUGAGGAUCCCCUCAGCAGCCGGCCGGCCCAAGGCCUUCUCCACCUGUGUGGCCCACCUCAUUGUGCAUUUUGUGCCUCAUUGGGCCUCCAUCAUCGACCUGAGGCCUGAGUCCAGAGGAAACCCGGACCAGGACCGCCUGGUGGCUGUGCUCUACACGGUGGUGACACCGCUGCUGACCCCGGUGGUAUACACUGCACAACAAAGAUGUGAGGGUGGCAUCGAGGAGGACCCUGGAGCGAAGCCGCGGAGUUUUAAAAAUAAACACUCGUCCUAA